Aspergillus puulaauensis is the source of this 1920-nucleotide messenger RNA. RefSeq lists its product as uncharacterized. The transcript is spliced from 2 exons. The record is from RefSeq and is a predicted model, not a curated record. NCBI's taxonomy places the organism in Eukaryota, Fungi, Ascomycota, Eurotiomycetes, Eurotiales, Aspergillaceae. Bases 1 to 1920 code for a protein of 639 amino acids.
AUGUCAAUAAUCCCUCGAUGGGCGCCCGUCAAGCAGUUUCCCAUCACCAAAAAGCUUCACGGAGUCCUUCCCAGGAGCAAGGCGGGGGGCAACAAACCGAAUAUUGUGAGUGAAGGUCUAUGUGACGAUAUCGUGGAGCGCCUCUCCCCGUUCCUCCGGCGAAAAGCUCCGGUCGAUAUCCUCGAUCUAUGGCCUGGGCCCGGCCUCUUGUCGUCCAAAAUAAAUGAUCUUUUGAAACCGCGCAGACAUGUCCUCAUUGAGCCAGACCUUAAAUUACACAAGUCCUUCCUCGAACCAUUGUCCGAACGAUGCCCAAGCUACAAACUAGCUUCGACGGACCUAACCGCUGUACGAGAUUGGAAAACUGUGCUUACUGAACAUUUCCCCGAACAAGGGCCACCGAGAAAGAAGUCCCAAGUGGCCCUACCAAAAAAUAAUACGCUCCUAGUCUUGGCCAAUCCCCCGGGUCCCCGGAGCACGAAGGAUCAUUUCAGCGGCGCACGAUGGAUGUCAGUGUUUUUGGAGGAAUGUAUGCGGCAGGCUGGUCUUCAUUCCUACGGGAGCGUACGACUACUGGCAUCGUUGUCUUCACAGGAUGUGUCAGCGGUCCUUCCACGCCACAUCAGCGCCCGUGUUCGUCCGUCACUCUUAGCUGAGCAGGUCGCACUUCAUACAUUCGAGGUAGCAUCCUUAGUGGAUGACACAAGGGGCUCUUGGGGUUUUCAGAAGCAGUGGGAUGUGUUGGUUGACGGCACGGCGCGCGUCGAGAAGAGGGCCUCGAACAAAAGAGUCAUUGUCCCUAAAGGCAGAGCAUACCCACCAAUCGAACAGGCACCUGAGAGUCCACUACCCGAUCGAAAGCAGACUCCUUACGCUCCGCGCGUCAAGACCCAACAGAACGAGAGAUACGUCGAGGUUUUCGAAAAUUUUAACAAUGCCGACCCAGGACACGACGACUACGAGAAGCUCAAAAAGGGCUAUCGACGCGCAUGUACCCUGCUCCUGCAAGAAAAUAGCCAGACCUACCAGCGCGCCAACCUUGUAGCUAAGCAAAACGAAAUCGACGACCUUAACAAAUCUAUCUCGCGGCGCGCGGCAGACCCCAAUACCAAACUAUGGGCUCUGGAACGCACGGUGACGAGAAUCGAAAAUCUCCGCCAAUCAAUGAAUGAAGAAAUGUCCAAAACGCAUUUUGAUAUCACUCGCGCACUUCCUCAUCUCAUGGAUGAUCGACGCGCCGCCUUUCACACAGGAGACUUCGACGACGCCCUUCUCCUCUUCGACCGCCGCCCCUUCCAACCUCUUAUCAUUCAUCCCGACGAAAUAUACCCGCGCGAAGUCUACCGGACCUUCGCGUACUUCGAAGCAGACCCCAACCCGCCAGCAGUAGUGCGCCUGAACCGCCUGGACCACAUCAAACGAGAUGUCGCAACCCGGUUCUUCACAGCCUUCACCAACUCCCUACAAACAAACAACCUCCUCACCGUCCCAACCCUAAUGGAGCUUUUCUUUCCAAACCACACGGCAAACUCCAUCAUCAAGGCUAUCCCCAGCCUCGCCCAAUACGCAUCCAAACGCCCUAAGAAAGACUACGAGUCUCUCCCUACGACCCUGAUUUCAGACUUUGACAAACACCCUGAAGACCUACAGUUACAAACGACCAAGCGCAAAUCCACAACAGCAUCGGCGAAAUCAGCACAACCAAACCCGAUAUCCUCCUACCAGGAAAACCUCGACUAUGAUCUUAGCGACGUCCGUUGUCGCAUCCUCUCCAUCCCGACACUCUGGGAUCUGUCCAUAGAGUACGCGGACACAGGCUCGGACGCGUCUGCUGUGCAGCUGAGUCGGUUAUUGGGGGGGUCGAUGACAAGUGCACAAACCAGAGAGUUCCUCACUGAUGGGACGAGGAAGAAAUGGUGA